ACACGCACCACUACUACAAGUGACAGCAAGAUCUAGUUAAGACAACCACAACCAACAUUUGUUCCCUCUCUCUCUCCCUUUUGGUCUCUGCUCAUCAUCUUCUUCCAUUUUUCUGCUGAUUAAAAAAACAGAAUUUUUCAGGCCUAAAGAAAUGGCAAGUGGGGGUGGCUAUGGUGAUGCAAGUCAAAAAAUAGACUAUGUUUUUAAGGUGGUAUUAAUAGGUGAUUCAGCAGUAGGAAAGUCUCAAAUACUGGCCCGUUUUGCUAGGAAUGAGUUUAGUCUUGAUUCUAAAGCUACUAUUGGUGUUGAGUUUCAGACAAGGACUCUUGUUAUUCAACAUAAGUCUGUUAAAGCUCAGAUCUGGGACACUGCUGGUCAAGAAAGAUAUAGAGCUGUCACGAGUGCGUACUACAGGGGAGCUGUUGGAGCUCUGCUGGUUUACGACAUAACAAAACGCCAAACUUUUGAUCACAUACCCCGCUGGCUUGAAGAGUUGCGUGCGCAUGCUGACAAGAACAUUGUGAUUAUGCUGAUUGGAAACAAAACCGAUCUUGAAGAUCAACGAGCUGUUCCAACCGAGGAUGCUAAAGAAUUCGCGCAGAAAGAGGGAUUAUUCUUCUUAGAGACUUCUGCAAUGGAAGCCACAAAUGUCGAGGACGCUUUCUUUACUGUUUUGACAGAGAUCUUCAAUAUUGUGAAUAAGAAGAAUCUUGCUGCAGGUGAUGAUCAAGCAAAUGGUAAUACUGCAUCUUUAACUGGAAAGAAAAUUCUUGUGCCUGGUCCUGCACAGGUUAUCCCAGAAAAGAAAGCUUGUUGUAGAUCUUGAAAUAUUACAAUUUGGGAUUGUUCUUUCAUUUUUUUGGGUGUCAAUUUCUUGGGUUUGUUAGAUUUCAAAGUCAUCUCAUAUUGAUUCUUGAGUCUUUUUUGGUUAUAUAUUUAUAUUGUUAUUUUUUGUAAUGUUAAUGAAAGGAAAUGGUUAUUGUGAGUUAAUGGAAGGUUACAACAACUAAUUACACAAGCUUUUUACUAGUUAUAUUAUAUUGACAUUAACUUUUGUACAUUGAAAGUCUAAAGAAUGAUUUUUUACGCUA
This is a messenger RNA of Nicotiana tabacum (common tobacco), 1091 nucleotides long. Its product is annotated as ras-related protein Rab11D-like. NCBI's taxonomy places the organism in Eukaryota, Viridiplantae, Streptophyta, Magnoliopsida, Solanales, Solanaceae. The record is from RefSeq and is a predicted model, not a curated record. Gene Ontology annotation, molecular function: GTPase activity; GTP binding.